GAGCGCAGCGUCACGUGAGCGUCGCGUCCCGGGCAGUCGCCGGCACCAUGGCUGCGACUCCGCUGCUCGCCGGCGGCGCCGUGGCCGCCACCGCUUACCCCGACACGCCGGCCGCGGUCCCCCCGCGCCUCCAGGCUGGCGCGAUGCGGCGCCGCUUCUGGGGCGUGUUCAACUGCCUGUGCGCCGGCGCGUUCGGGGCGCUGGCCGCCGCCGCCGCCAAGCUGGCCUUCGGCAGCGAGGUGGAGCCCGGGGUCCACAUGGGCUUCUGUGUCAUGGGCAUCGUCAUGAUGUUCAGUGCCAAUUCUCUGAUGUGGACCUUCUUUAGCCGGGGCCUCAGUUUCUCCAUGUCGUCAGCCAUCGCAUCGGUCACAGUGACCUUUUCAAACAUCCUCAGCUCGGCCCUGCUGGGCUACGCGUUGUACGGCGAGUGCCAGGAAGUGCUGUGGUGGGGAGGCGUGUUCCUCAUCCUCUGCGGGCUCACCCUGCUCCACAGGAAGCUCCCACCUGUCUGGAAGCCCAUCCCACACAAGCAGCAGUGACCCUGCUUGGCACUCGGCGGAGGAGACUGGAGGAGGAGAAGUGACACUGGGGUCCUGCCACGGGUGGGUGUGUCCUGUGCUACUGCUUCUGGCCACCUGGGUGUGUGGCCUCCUGACUGUCGCCACAGAGAGGCACCAGCCAGCCAGGCCUACUAGACAGGCCUGGGCCUCCAGCCCAGAGGGUGGCAGCGACCCGCCUUGCACAGAGCACCCGCAGGACUGUGCAGCGCCUUGAUUCUCGGACUCCUGGGUCAUCAACAGGAGGGCCAGUAGAUGCUGAGGUCCUGGGUUCUGGGCCACACGCUCAGACCUGAGACCAUGCUGAGUGACAGAGUGAGUACCACACUGAAGCCCAUCACAUGCCGCCAGACAGGGGCUUCCUGACUUGGUGCGCAUGUGUCAUGCCAAGGGGAGGAAACCUGGGCUAAUAAAUAGUUUUGUAAAUUAAAA
Cavia porcellus (domestic guinea pig) is the source of this 989-nucleotide messenger RNA. It is a transcript of the gene Tmem42, whose product is annotated as transmembrane protein 42. Lineage: Eukaryota; Metazoa; Chordata; Mammalia; Rodentia; Caviidae. The record is from RefSeq and is a predicted model, not a curated record. The transcript is spliced from 3 exons. Bases 48 to 539 code for a protein of 163 amino acids.